Molecule: messenger RNA, 1001 nt
Organism: Carlito syrichta (Philippine tarsier)
Lineage: Eukaryota; Metazoa; Chordata; Mammalia; Primates; Tarsiidae
Product: DIS3-like exonuclease 2
Exons: 5
Biological process (GO): miRNA catabolic process; mRNA catabolic process
Cellular component (GO): exosome (RNase complex); P-body
Molecular function (GO): 3'-5'-RNA exonuclease activity
Source: RefSeq, a predicted model, not a curated record
AUGGGAGCUUGCCUCAGAGCAUACGGGAGGAGACCCACAGCCGGCAGGACGUUAAGGUGGCAGCAGAGGUGGCAGAGAUCCCAGCAGAUCUUGCCUGCAGGGGCUUCAAGGACUGAAGUCGUGGAUUGCCUCAGGCACGGGUGGCGCAAUGCGCUAUGGCCACCAUGGAGACCACGGCGCGCCGGCGGCUGCUGUGUCUCCAGCUGCAGUGGCUGUCCAGACUGCUGUGAUGCCCCAGCGGUGGCAUUGGCCGAGCUCUGUGGAGAGCAGGCUGCCAACGUUGGGGUCUGCAGCCCCUGGGGAGAGAGCCAGAGACCUUCUGCGUUCUCCUUUGCAGAGGGUUUCAUAGACCAGGUUGCCCUGUCGCCAUCUUGCUGGAAGUCCCAAAAUGUGGACAGUAUGAUCUACAAUGGGGAGUUUUUGUUUGCUUUUUCUUUUUUGGAAAGUAGUGAGGUUUCUGCUUUCAGUGUGCACAUCAGAAAAGAGGAUGCUGGUGCACCAGUUACAAAAGACGAGACCACCUGGAUGUCACAAGACAUGAGAACUUUUCCAGAGAAAUCCCUGCAAAGAUCAGCAAAGGUGGUGUACAUCCUGGAGAAAAAACAUUCUCGGGCAGCAACUGGCGUCCUCAAACUCUUGGCUGAUAAGAACAGUGAACUGUUUAGGAAAUAUGCUUUGUUUUCUCCCUCAGACCACCGAGUGCCUAGAAUGUAUGUGCCUCUUAAGGACUGUCCCCAGGACUUUGUGGCACGACCUAAAGAUUAUGCCAAUAUACUGUUCAUCUGCCGCAUCGUGGACUGGAAGGAGGACUGCAAUUUUGCCUUGGGGCAGCUGGCUAAGAGUCUUGGGCAGGCUGGUGAAAUUGAGCCUGAAACAGAAGGAAUACUAACAGAAUAUGGUGUUGAUUUCUCUGAUUUCUCUUCAGAAGUUCUAGAAUGUCUUCCUCAAGGUCUGCCAUGGACAAUUCCACCAGAGGAGUUCAGCAAGAGAAGGGAUUUAAG